Molecule: messenger RNA, 312 nt
Organism: Trypanosoma rangeli
Lineage: Eukaryota; Euglenozoa; Kinetoplastea; Trypanosomatida; Trypanosomatidae
Exons: 1
Coding region: 1-312 (103 amino acids)
Source: RefSeq, a predicted model, not a curated record
AUGUUCUGUACCGCCCAUAGUGCCAUAGUUUACACUACCCUCCAUGAUUUGCCCCACUCGUGGGUUCACAGUAUAAUCGUACAUGGAGUCAAGAUCCGCGGCAGACGCCACACCUCUAUCCUGCAGCGACCCCUGAGUCUUGUGAAAGGCUCUCGGGUACGGAAUUCUGUAGUGGAGACCGAUCUCGUGGCGCAUCUCUGCUUCGCGCAGUUUCCGCGGAAUAGUUUUCACAUCGGUGAUGUCGGCAUACCUUCGAAAAAGACGCCGUGCCUCCUUCAGCACGUACAGCGCGUCCUCAUCCGUUUCUCAUGA